GUUCUGCCCAGUUGCUGUUUAGUCCAACUGUGUUUGUUGAAGGAAAUAUCUGUAAUAAAAGUAUCCUCUUACCUUGCAUUGUGACUAAUCUACAAGCGAACAAUAAGCAGGUCAUGUAUGUUAAGUGGAAAAAACAAGGAAAAUUAUUUUUUUCUUUUGAUGGAACACAGCAGACUGUCAAGGAUCCCAUGUUUUCAUCAGCUAAGUUAGUAUCUGAAUUGGAUUUACCCAAGGGUGUUGCCUCUGUAUUACUUGACAAGGAAGAAGCAGUUGCUGGAAAUUACAGUUGUGAAGUGACAGAAUCAAACAGAGAAGGAGAAAUUACAGUUGAGCUUAGGAGCGGUACAGGAUCGUGGUUUCUUCCAGUGGAAAGUACUUGCAUCAUAGUGUUGCUAUUCUUAGCUAUUGUUUUUUGUUGGGCUCAGUUAAGUGUUAUUGCAUCAAAAGCUGAAACUGUACCUCAGAAGAAAAUCGGCAUUAUUAUAGCAUGUAUCAUCCUCACAGUUGUUGCUGUUGCAGGUGUUAUUCUUUUUGUAGCAGAUGGCUAUACUUCAAGAAGUCGUGCUGGACUUGGUUUAAUUGUAGUCCCUACUGUGAUUUUAAUGCCACUUCAAUAUCUUCUAUUUGGAAUGGCUUUGAAUAGUCUGUCAAAAACAGCAUAUGCUCUGAUAGGUUUGGAAUCUCUCGGCUAUAUAACUGCUGUGACUGGUUUUGCACUGUGUGUCUCAGCCUGUCCUGUGUUACAUGGGUCUGUUGUGAUCGCUGGCUUAGCUAUUAUGGCUAUUGGAGCUUUGCUUAGUCUGGUUUAUGUGUGUAUUGUGGGUUCCAGCAUAAGAGAUCAUCAUACUCCAAGGAAACCUGUAGAAGAACCAUUAAAUGAUGCGAAAGGAGUGAUGUUAGAACGAUGCGUAACUAAAGAGAAGAACUGAAUCUGCUGUAGAGAUGGGUGAUGUGUGGAAAGAAAUUCACCGUUGUUUAUACACCGUGGCCUUGAAGAUGCACUACUCAAAGAGAAGAAAUUCAGGAAACUAGCUGUUUUGCAUGUGUGGCAAAAGUGCUUUUGAUAUAAAUGAUGUAAUUUUGUAGUCACAACAGCUGUAGCGAGGAACAUGUGUGUCUACUCACAUGUAAUCUUUAUUUUCUUUUAUUAUGGUAUAUAUGAUGUGGUUGAGGGUGAGAAUAUAGAAAGCACUGUUUACCCACCACAGGGUCUUCCUGUAGUAUCCUCAGUGGUAUUCUUUUCAAAACCGUCAUCAGUCACCGCUUUGAUAAUGCGCCUGCUCAGCCCAAAGAUUGCAAUACCAUUUAGAUUGUUUUCUUUAUUUGUGUGCAUGGGCAAGGUGCGGUCAUAUGUCUGUGAUAAGAGCAGGAAGUAGGGUUUGUACAAAUAUUUCUUUUCCGAUAUUCAGAACAUACAGGGGAAAAAAAUUGCUUAUACGUGAAUUAAGUAAAUACGGAGUUUACUCCCAGGUCGUCUUAGGUGUUUACCUGAGUUAUCCUAAUUCCACAAAAUUCCUCUCUUUAGACAGUGGUCAUGUAUGCUCUAGCGGCCAGUACUGUAGUCCAGUGAGAGAGCUCUCGGUGCCUCUUUUUGUAUUCUUUGAUGAAUUCCUGCUCAGUUGUUAGAGCCAAAUUCUGCACUGGAGUUACAGAGCAUAUAGCACGUAGUAAUUUUCAUGCUGAGUUAUGAUUCUUAUGUUUGUUCGUAUUGUAAAGUGUGUGGUACUGGAACCAAAUUCAGGCUUUCUUGACUGAGUGGAUUUGUAAAAUACACUGAUGCUUCAGAAAAGAAUUAUCCUGUUUAGCUUAAUUUUUAACAGAGUUUUUAAAUCUGUUCUCUUGAAUGGAAAUAGGGGCUAAAUUAUUUCUGACCCACAUUUGUGAUGCUAUCAUUAUGUCACAAAUGAAGAAAAUAAAGAAUAAGCAGGAGCAGCUGGUGAAAAGUAGGGAGGCUCGGUUUUCUUAAACAUGUAGGUAGUAUAGAUGAAAAUCCAUGUAGGAUCGAUUCUAGAGGAUUUACUCAUUCCAGGAAGCUUUACCAUGUUUUACAACCUUUUUAGAGUUGUUUUCCCGAAGUAUAGUUGGUUUCUCUUGGGCUUUAUUUAUACCUUUUAUACACAUUGUAUCCAUUGGUACUAGGAUAAGAUUUUCAAAGGCACAAAUGUUUUUCUCCUUCUAACAGUUUAAAACUUUGUUUCGAAAGCUGUUGCCCAGCAGUAGUAUAAUGCAUGUUUUUAAAGAGCAUGCAUGUUUUUCUGAGCAGUGGAGCAAGUCUCAGAGUUGGGCUAUACAAACUUAAGAUUCAUAUUCACGCUGUGGGAGCAUGUUGUGGAGGUCCCCAUGCAGGCUGUAGUCUUGAUGCAGACACCGUGCAUCAGUAAUUCAACAAAAUUCAAUUGAGGCAUCUGAUUUUAUAGUAUUUACUCCCACUAGGGCUGCAGGACUGAACCACUAAAGCAACCUACAGUCCAGCCCUUACUAAAAUGAGUCAAAUUAUCCACUGCGAAGAGGGUUAUAUGCAUGAUUUAAACAUUUAAGAAGGGAAUAUGGUUUACAUUGACUCCUCAGAGUUGGUCAGUGAGAGAUUUCGUGUAAGUUUUGAGAUCCUAUAUACAAAUCUUUUGGUAUAGAUUGUUCCAUAAUUAUUGCAGUCCACCUGAAGAUGGGAGACUUUACUCUCCAUUAAUAGAUUACAGCAUGAGAAUUUACCUUAUAAGAAGCGUGCGGAGCUCCUCAUUUGUAAUUACUGAUUGCCCUGGUAAGUUGAAAGUCGAGCAGCUGCGGCACGGAAAAACCCUGGAAUUCUGUUGAGAUAUUCUGCCUUAUAAAACCAUGAUGUUUAAUAGCUUUAUAUUAACUACUGUAAAGCAAAUUGCAGUAGAAUCUGUUUUGUAUCACUGUGGUGAUGGGGUCAAGCCGUUACUAGGACAUUGUUGAAAAAUUUAGUACUCAGUGUCCCUGUACAGACUGAAGAAGAAAUUAUUCCAGAAAUUGGAGAAACCCCCCCAUGCUGUUGUGUUAAGGAAUUUCUUGUAUGUACAAAUUUUAAAAUGUGAGUUUAAAAGUCAUAUAUUUACCCAGCCCUUUCCCACUAGUAAUUUAAAACCAAAGUUGUUCAUAACUGUAUGAUUCCAUUUUUGUAUGUAUGUGUACGUAUGUGUAUGUAUGUGUGUAUAUGUAUGUGUAUAUAUAAAAAAAUUCUCAUUC
This is a messenger RNA of Struthio camelus australis, 3207 nucleotides long. The record is from RefSeq and is a predicted model, not a curated record. Lineage: Eukaryota; Metazoa; Chordata; Aves; Struthioniformes; Struthionidae.